GAGGAAAGGCAACAAAGCUGUCCGUUUUUGUAGCGUGUCUAACUCUUAACCAUAUACUUACCUCCAUUAUCUCAUUUAAUUAAUUCUCUGUUGGUUACCAACUUCUCUCUCCUCAGAAUACCUUUGUCUUCUCCCAAAUCUCUCCGUUUUAUUCGGCUAGGGUUCUUCACCGAUUGUCAAGCUCGAGAAGAAAGCUACUCUGUUCAAUGAAGAUCAUGGAGGGACGAUCACGUCUCUCCCUCCUCCUCCUUCUCUUAUCCUUAACUUCAUCAACCUCAGCUGCUGACUACACUCCCACGGACAAGAUCCUCUUAAACUGUGGUGGCUCCUCUGAUCUAACCGACACAGAUAACCGGACAUGGAUCCCCGAUGUCAAAUCCAAGCUCUUCUCUUCCUCCGGAGACUCCAAAACCUCUCCCGCCGCCACACAAGAUCCUUCCGUCCCCGAGGUCCCUUACAUGACAGCUAGAAUCUUCCGAUCUCCCUUCACUUACUCUUUCCCCGUCGCUUCAGGUCGUAAGUUCGUGCGUCUCUACUUCCACCCCAACUCGUACGACGGCCUCAACGCCACGAACUCCCUCUUCUCCGUCACCUUAGGCUCCUCCUACACUCUCCUCAAGAACUUCAGCGCUGCUCAAACAGCUCAGGCCUUGUCUUACUCUUCCAUCGUUAAAGAGUUUGUCGUGAACGUGGAAGGUGGAGCUUCUUUGAACAUAACGUUCACACCUGAACCAACACCAAAGGCUUACGCCUUUGUGAACGGGAUCGAGGUGACUUCAAUGCCUGAUCUAUACAGCAACACUGAUGGGACUUUGUCCAUCGUGGGAUCUUCUACUGCUGUCGAUAUCGAUAACAGCACCGCUCUUGAGAAUGUUUACAGGCUUAACGUGGGAGGGAAUGAUAUCUCUCCUUCUGAAGAUACAGGUCUUUACAGGUCAUGGUACGACGACUCGCCUUACAUUUUCGGUGCGGGGAUUGGAGUCGUUGACACUGCUGAUCCCAACAUGACCAUUAAGUAUCCGGCAGACACACCAACAUACAUUGCUCCUGUUGAUGUUUACUCCACGGCUAGAUCCAUGACUCCAACAGCUCAAAUCAACCUCAACUUCAACCUGACUUGGGUUUUCAGCGUUGACUCUGGCUUCACUUAUCUUGUCAGGCUUCACUUCUGCGAGGUGCUUCCCAACAUCACUAAGAUUAACCAGCGUGUGUUUACGAUCUAUCUCAACAACCAAACAGCUGAGUCUGAAGCUGAUGUUGCUGGCUGGACGCGUGGUAAUGGGAUUCCUAUACAUAAAGAUUACGUUGUGAAUCCUCCUGAUGGUAAGGGACAGCAAGAUCUUUGGCUUGCUCUUCAUCCAAACACGAGGGGCAAGCCGGAGUACUACGAUGCUAUUCUCAAUGGAGUUGAGAUUUUCAAGAUGAAUGGUUCUGAUGGUAAUCUUGCUGGUCCUAAUCCUGUACCUGGUCCGCAAGUGACUGCAGAUCCAUCCAAAGUCCUACGCCCUCGUACUAGUCAGUCCAAGAGCCGUACAGCUAUUGUUGCAGGUGUGGUCAGUGGUGCAGUUGUUUUAGGUCUUGUCCUCGGUUUAUGUGUAAUGGUUGCUUACCGUAGACGUAAGGCUGGUGAAUACCAGCCUGCAAGUGAUGCAACAUCAGGGUGGCUUCCACUUUCUUUGUAUGGAAACUCGCAUUCCGGUGGCUCGGGGAAGACAAACACUACAGGAAGCUACGCCUCGUCCCUUCCUUCAAACCGGUGUCGUCACUUCUCCUUUGCUGAGAUCAAAGCAGCUACUAAGAACUUCGAUGAGUCUCGAGUGCUCGGUGUUGGAGGUUUCGGCAAGGUGUACAGAGGAGAGAUUGAUGGUGGAACUACAAAGGUAGCUAUCAAGAGAGGUAACCCGAUGUCUGAGCAAGGUGUGCACGAGUUUCAGACAGAGAUUGAGAUGCUUUCGAAGCUUAGACACCGUCACCUUGUGUCUUUGAUUGGAUACUGUGAAGAGAACUGCGAGAUGAUACUUGUGUAUGAUUACAUGGCUCAUGGGACUAUGAGAGAGCAUCUCUACAAGACUCAGAACUCUCCUCUUCCUUGGAAGCAACGUCUUGAGAUAUGCAUUGGGGCAGCACGAGGGUUGCAUUAUCUGCACACCGGUGCGAAACACACGAUCAUCCACAGAGAUGUGAAGACGACAAACAUUCUGCUCGAUGAGAAAUGGGUGGCUAAGGUCUCUGACUUCGGUUUGUCAAAGACUGGUCCUACACUUGACCACACACACGUAAGCACCGUCGUGAAAGGAAGCUUCGGUUAUCUCGACCCAGAGUACUUCAGACGUCAACAACUGACUGAUAAAUCAGAUGUAUACUCCUUUGGUGUCGUUCUCUUUGAAGCCUUAUGUGCACGGCCUGCCUUGAACCCGACGCUAGCGAAAGAACAAGUGAGCUUAGCUGAGUGGGCACCGUACUGCUACAAGAAAGGCAUGCUUGACCAGAUCGUUGAUCCGCAUCUCAAGGGAAAGAUCACACCGGAAUGCUUCAAGAAGUUUGCUGAAACAGCGAUGAAGUGUGUACUAGACCAGGGCAUUGAGAGACCGUCGAUGGGAGAUGUUCUCUGGAACUUAGAGUUCGCGUUGCAGCUUCAGGAAAGUGCUGAGGAGAGUGGGAAAGGGAUAUGCAGUGAGAUGGACAUGGGUGAGAUUAAGUACGAUGAUGAUAACUGUAAAGGGAAAAGCAACAACGACAAGGGCUCUGAUGUAUAUGAAGGGAACGUGAGUGACUCGAGGAGCAGUGGUAUAGACAUGAGUAUUGGUGGUAGGAGUUUGGCGAGCGAAGAUUCAGAUGGACUCACUCCAAGUGCUGUGUUUUCUCAGAUCAUGAAUCCUAAGGGACGUUAGAUAAAACCCGGUACACUUCUACCUUAUCUAAACCGGCCUCAUCAAAAGGAUGCUGGUUCGUAUUAUUUAUUAACUAUUAUUCUCUUUGCUGUUAUUUAUAUAGAAUUUUGGAUUGUGUAUUUGAUACUACUACUAGUACCACAAUGAAGAGUGUAAAAAUUAUGUAUUUAUUUUUCUUAUACAGAACAUGAUUAGCUUCAGUUUAGUA
Molecule: messenger RNA, 3099 nt
Organism: Brassica oleracea var. oleracea
Lineage: Eukaryota; Viridiplantae; Streptophyta; Magnoliopsida; Brassicales; Brassicaceae
Product: receptor-like protein kinase FERONIA
Exons: 2
Coding region: 207-2891 (894 amino acids)
Biological process (GO): protein phosphorylation
Molecular function (GO): ATP binding; protein kinase activity
Source: RefSeq, a predicted model, not a curated record